Messenger RNA from Owenia fusiformis, 510 nucleotides. NCBI's taxonomy places the organism in Eukaryota, Metazoa, Annelida, Polychaeta, Sabellida, Oweniidae. The record is from the annotation of a GenBank genome assembly.
CGCACAAGAGGAGAAAACACCUCUAAUUCAUAGUGACCACACAUCUGAGAUUUCAAACCCAUCAAAAAACUAUCAAACUAUUUCUGGUCAUUUCAAAGCAGCAAAUGAUGAAAAUGAGGAAGAAGUGUCAGUUGCAAUCAAAUCAUAUGGAGAAAAUACUUACACUGAAGGCCUUAUAACUGAUGAAACAAAUGCAAAACAUUGGGAAAAUACUAACAACGUUGGCGAUCACCCAAAUGGAUGGAAGGAGAGGGUACAACCAACGAUGCUGAUAGCAACAUUACAGCUCUGUCUUGAUGUAAAGAUGUUGUUGAUCAUACCCUUAUCAAUGCUAAAUGGAACAAUCGUCACUUUUAUAUUUGGAGAAUUUACCCAGGCCUAUGUUGCAUGCAGCCAAGGCAUCUGGAUGGUGGGUUACUUUGUCGUGGCUUUUGGUGUUGCAUUUGGCCUUAUCUCCAUGGUGAUAGGCAGGGUCAAGGCCAUUGGACGGCUAGCCGCUACUAUGAUAGG